Molecule: messenger RNA, 3547 nt
Organism: Bicyclus anynana (squinting bush brown)
Lineage: Eukaryota; Metazoa; Arthropoda; Insecta; Lepidoptera; Nymphalidae
Gene: Nnp-1
Product: ribosomal RNA processing protein 1 homolog
Exons: 11
Coding region: 126-2276 (716 amino acids)
Biological process (GO): rRNA processing
Cellular component (GO): preribosome, large subunit precursor; preribosome, small subunit precursor; nucleus
Source: RefSeq, a predicted model, not a curated record
UUUUUUAUGUCAAUUGUCAAGAAGAGCAAGAGACGCAGUCAGUGUGUGGCUUUGAAAAAUAUAUAAAAUUUGAGGUUCAUUGUAUCUAAAACUAAACAAACUAAAUCAAAAAAUAACUAACAAUCAUGAAGCUCCCCGAUAAAAAGAAAUCCAAAAAACAGAAAACAAAAAAGAAGACUAUAGCAAAACCUAAAAAGGAAAAGGUACUUUUAGUGGCUCAAGAAUUUAAAUUCGCGCGUCUUCUAUCUGGAAACGAGAAGAAAACUCGGGACCGUGUACUGAAAACUCUCAAGAAAUGGUUAACGAACUGUUUCGAGAAGAAAUAUGAAUUCAAAGAAGAUGAUUUCAUCAGAGUGUGGAAGGGUCUGUUCUAUGCUGUUUGGAUGUCUGACAAACCACUAGUGCAGGAAGACUUGUGUGAAAGUAUUGCAGAAACCCUAGACUUGUUUCCAGCUGAACAAAUAAAAUAUGCUAUAAUGAUGAUAAAAGCAGGCUUCAAAGUUCUUGCCACAGAAUGGUAUGGAAUUGAUCAGCACAGGAUGGAUAAGUUUCUAAUGUUGGCACGACGCUAUCUGCGCGGCAGUUUCCGCUGCCUACAAAGAUGUAACUGGAAACUCCAGAGCUGUCAGAUGUUUGCAAACAUGCUAUGCAGUAAUGAAGGUAUCCUAGCAUUAAAGACUCCACUGUAUGCAAGAAAUGCAGCAUCUCUGUCCUUGCACAUCACAGACUGUUACCUGGAAGAACUGUCAAAGGUAUCAAAAGGUCAAAUACCUGAUGAGAGUCUGGUGGGUCUUUUAUACCCUAUCAGCGUACAAGUGUGUGGUGGAGACGGCGCUCUCGCUAUAUCAUGCCGGAGGGUUCUGACUGCGUUGGUUCGGCAGAGUGAGCUUGGAAUGGAGUAUGACAUUGCUACAGAUGCUUGGAAAAGGUUGGGAUGUCCUGCCGGUGGACCUGAAGCUUUGGAGCGAGUUUCAGAUGAUGAAAGUGAUGAUGAUGAUGAUGAUCAUGAGUCUGGACAUACUGAUGAGUCUAUGGAAAAUGGUGAAGAAAUUAAUGAAUCGGGUCCUUUGGACCCUCGAGCAGGCCGCGUGAAUGUCAAUUUGGACCCUCUGCCUGUACCAGCCAAGCUGUUGGCUGACCAACUCAGAGAAUUGAUGGCCACUGCCUCGUCCAAAGCUCACAAAAGGGCCAAAAUAUGUUUAGAUCGUUUCGAGGAGCUGAGCCGCUCGUCGUACCCGCUGCGCGUGCCGGCGGCGCACGCGGCGGGGCUGGAGCCCGGCCUGCCGCGCAGCACGCAGCGCCGCGCCGCCUCGCGCCUGCGCGCGCUCGAGAAACAGCUCGUUACGCACUCCGACGAGCUCGCGCUCAGAGGUCUCAGUCGAAAGCACCGUAAAAGACUUCUGGCUAAGACUAGAUCUGGGCUGAGCAUCGUCGACGAACUGUCUUCAGACACCACACCAACUGAUUCUACUAAUGGCGACUGGCACGUUGAAACAACGGAGGCAGAAAACAAGACAAAGCAAAACGACUCCAACAAAGAAAAUAAAGCUGUUGAUAAGAAAAAGGACAGAAAAAGGAAACUUCUGGAAAAAGCCAGUGAUGAUCACAGUAAAAAACCUAAAACCGACAAGAACAAUAAAGCAAAACAGGUGGAAACUAAGAAAAAAAAUAAAGUUAACGUUAAAACCCCCGAAAAGAAUAAUGAUGUAAGUAAACAAACAGUUAAAACAAAAAAAGAAAACAAAAAUAACAAAAUUGUGUCAAAUAAAUUAAAUAUUGAAGUACCAAAUAGUGAUAAGAGAAAGGAUAAUAAUAAGUCAUCAAACAGUCCUAAGGCGAAAGAACUGUCCGUUAAUAAGAAAAAUACAAUACCUGAGAAAGUAUUAAAAGUUAAAACAAAUAAACAGUUAAACAAUAUUACUAAUGGAAAAAAACAAAAGGAUCCCAAGAAUACAAAAGAAACAAAUGCAAAUAACAAUUCAAAACCGAAACUUGUAGUGAACAAGGUUAAAAACUACCAGAAGCAAGUAAAUGGUAACAUUAAAAAAGAGGGUAGUCCAAAGAAAAAAGUUAACAUGGAAACACCGAAAAAGGUGAAGUUUGUGUUAAAAAAUAAUGGUAUGCAAGGAACGGUAGACUAUUACAAAAGUGUAAGACAGAGUCCUAACAUCCCUUUUGACAGCAGCAAACAACCAAUCAAAACCAAUCUUAAACCUUCGACACCGUCUCCUAUCAAUCCGUUUUUCAAAAAGAAAUUAAAACUAAAAAAAUUUUAAUGUUACAUUUUUGUUCAUGCAAAUGAAAAUAUAACUGAAGUACAGGUAAUGUUAAAUACCUAUUGUUAACAUUUCUAUUGACAUAAUAUAAAGUGUUAAUUGAAAUUACUUUAGUUGUCUACUUGAUGAUUGGUCAAGUAACUCUACAGUAUCUUUACUGAGUUACAGCUAUUAAAUAAAAAACUGUGUUGAUUGUUUACAGUUUUUUAUUUAAUAGCUGUUGAUGAGUGACAAAAAUAAGGAUUUUUGUUGCAUUGCUUUUAUGUAUAUUUCCUUAAAAUAUUGUUAAAGUUAAUUGUAAUUUAAAAAAAAACGAUGGAAUACUUUAUUUUCAUAAAACAAUUUAUGAACCAUUUAAGGAGAUUUUGUUUGUGUAAAAUACAGCUGUGCAAAAGGUAGCGAUAUGUAUCUCAUGUUUUUAAUAUAAACAAAAAUUAAUAUUGUGUUCCAUGUGCUAAAAUAGCACACAAUAUUAAUUUUUUUAUUAUAAUUCGAAUUCAAAACUGCAAUAGAUGGAUGUCUCCUUCUCCACAUUCACUUGUUAAUAUUGUUAACAUGGUAAUUUAUGAUAUUUAAAUUGUAUCAAACAAUUGUAGGAACACUAACUAUAAUUUUAAAAUGUGUUUUUAACCGACUUCAAAGAAAGAGGAGGUUCUCAAUAUUUUUUUGUUGUAUGCAUUUUAGUUACGCUAUUACUUAACGACGCCUUUACCAAUUUUGAUGAUAUUCUAUUUUUGGAAGUAAACUCCCGAGGUUGUCUUAUUACCAUCACAUUAGCAUAUGACGAUGGGGUCCUGGAUCCUGGAGAUAUUGAGGGAUCCCUUAAAGUUUUACUUUUAUAUGCACACUAGAAGGUGAUUUGGAUAUAUUUUUUAAGUAACUCGUACAGCCUAAGGAAUAUACUGUUUGGUGAAUGUUAUUAGUUAUCAGUUACAUUGCAACUAAUAAUGACCAUUACAGUUGCAAUGUAACUGAUAAGAAUCGCUUUUCAGUUUAGUGAGCACAUUUACGUGUUUUUGAAGUCGGUUGAUAAUUUUAUCAUUUUAAUAAUUUUGACUAAGUUGGUAAAUCAGGUUUAAGUAGGUAAGAUAUACCUAUUACUGAUGAGUAAACUAUUUUUUUUUUUAACUUUUAAACUGUUCAGCAUUGAGGUAUGUAACACUACGUUAGCAUUGUUAUGGUGCUCAGCCGAUACGGCUCCAUGUUACUUAGCACAAUUUGUUGUUAUUAUGGAUUACUACUGUAUGAAUUGAAUAAAAUGAAUUUUCAUU